Oreochromis aureus is the source of this 9374-nucleotide messenger RNA. It is a transcript of the gene pde8b, whose product is annotated as phosphodiesterase 8B. NCBI's taxonomy places the organism in Eukaryota, Metazoa, Chordata, Actinopteri, Cichliformes, Cichlidae. Bases 462 to 3074 code for a protein of 870 amino acids. The transcript is spliced from 22 exons. Gene Ontology annotation, biological process: signal transduction. The record is from RefSeq and is a predicted model, not a curated record. Gene Ontology annotation, molecular function: 3',5'-cyclic-AMP phosphodiesterase activity.
UGUCACCGAGGAUGAGCGGAGAAACAAAGCCGGAUAUGAAGCAAGAGGUGAUGAAGAACCGCCAGGUGGUUUAGACCAUCUAUUAAUUUUAUUCAUUAGUCCGGGUCAUUUGAUGGAAGCGCCGGCGGGGAGAACGGGUUAUCGGGAAGCUUUAGAUCAUAGCCUGAAACACAUUUUGUCCUCAAUAUGAAAUCGAAGUCCAAAAUCCGCCAAUAGCGGGAGCUUCUGGACAAAACCGAAUUCGCAGGUCGCAUGCAUUAAAUAAUUAUCUACACCUCACGUUUUCCCUCCCUUGAUGUUCUCGAACGGAGGAGUGUGGAGGAGAGAGCGAUUCGACCCCGCAGCCGAUGCCCGGAGAAAACAGCAGCCUGUGUGCAGGCAGCUGUGGACGACAGGAAGGUGGUACCCACGAGUCGGUGUUUAUUAUCUGGGAUCUGACUCCGGAGGCACGUCGCUGAGGUAUGGGCUGCGCUCCCAGUAUCCACGUCUCUCAGAGCGGGGUGAUCUACUGCCGAGACUCAGACGAAUCCAACUCCCCCCACCAGACCACCACCAUCUCUCAGGGCAACGCAACCACGCUCCACGGGCUCUUCAUCAAGACCGAUGCGGCCGAGACCAUCCCUUCCGUCAUCACCUACCAGAGUCGGCACUCGCGCAACAACUCGUGCCGGGAUCGCAAGGAGAACAGCGGAGGGCACAUCCGCAUCGAGGCCGAGACGCAGACCAGCCACACCAGCGUCAAGGUUUCAGCUACAGAAGAAUGUGUAGGACCCAUGAGAUUGUCUCAAGAGCCAAUUCAGGUCUUGCUCGUGUUUGCAAAGGAGGACAGCCAAAGUGAUGCCUUCUGGUGGGCCUGUGACCGUGCUGGUUUCAGGUGCAACAUUGCACGGACGCCCGAGUCUGCCGUUGAAUGUUUCCUAGACAAGCACCAUGAGAUAAUAAUCAUUGAUGGACGUCACUCACGCUAUUUUGAGCCUGAAGCUGUUUGCCGGAUGAUCCGUGCCACAAAGCCCUCUGAAAACACAGUUAUUCUAGCUGUUGUGCCACAAAAACCGUCUGACCAAGAAGAGCCAUCUGUUCUUCCUCUCCUCUGCGCUGGAUUUAGCAGAAGGUUUGUGGAGAACAACAGUGUGUCAGCAUGCUAUAAUGAGCUCAUACAGAUGGAGCAUGGAGAGGUGCGCUGCCAGUUCAAACUCAGGGCUUGUAAUUCCAUCUUCACUGCCUUGGAGCACUGCCAAGAAGCUGUGGAGAUCACCAGUGAGGACCACAUAAUACAGUACGUGAAUCCAGCAUUUGAACGGAUGAUGGGCUAUCACAAAGGGGAAUUGAUCGGGAAAGAAUUGACUGAACUUCCCAAGAGUGACAAGAACAGAGCUGAUCUGCUGGACACCAUCAACAACUGUAUCAAAAAAGGAAAGGAAUGGCAGGGCAUUUAUUAUGCCAGAAAGAAAUCAGGGGACAGUAUACAACAGCAUGUGAGGAUAACACCAGUCAUCGGCCAAGGAGGGAAAAUUCGACAUUUUGUAGCCAUCAAGAGACCGCAUAUUGACAACAACAAUCAGCUCCACAAGUUCAACAAGGAGGAGAGAUACAGCGGGGAACAUUCUCACUCAGAGUGCUAUUCUCUACGACACAGAGACAGAAGAAAAGAUUCCAUGGACGACCGAUCGGUGAGCUCCCGUAGUAGUGACGCUCCCAGUUUACAAAAUCGAAGAUACUCUUCUGUGGCCAGGAUUCAUUCUAUGACCAUCGAGGCUCCAAUAACAAAGGUAAUAAACAUCAUCAAUGCGGCUCAGGAGAGUAGUCCAGUAACGGUAGCCGAAGCUCUGGACCGUGUGUUGGAGAUCCUGAGGACCACUGAGCUCUACUCCCCUCAGCUUGCCUCCAAAGAAGAUGACCCACACACAAGCGACCUGGUUGGCGGGCUUAUGAGUGAUGGGCUGCGCAGACUCUCUGGGAAUGAAUAUGUUUUCUGCAAAAACAUGAGUCAGAGCCAGCUGGCUAUCCCAGUCACUUUGAAUGAUGUUCCUCCAAACAUCGCUGAGAUGCUGAAUGAUGAGGAGUGCUGGGAGUUCAACAUCCUGGAGCUGGAGGCAGCUACACACAAAAGACCGCUGACGUACCUAGGCCUGAAGAUUUGCACAAGUUUUGGAGUGUGUGAGUUCUUAAACUGCUCGGAGGCUACACUGCGCUCCUGGCUGCAGCUCAUUGAGGCCAGCUACCACUCCUCUAACUCCUACCACAACUCCACACACGCUGCAGAUGUGCUGCACGCUACAGCCUACUUCCUACGCAAAGAGAGAGUCAAGAGCAGUCUGGACCAGCUGGAUGAGGUGGCAGCACUGAUAGCAGCAGCAGUCCACGAUGUGGACCACCCAGGCAGGACCAACUCCUUCUUGUGUAACGCAGGUAGUGAACUGGCCAUACUCUACAAUGACACAGCCGUUCUGGAGAGCCACCACGCAGCCCUCGCCUUCCAGCUCACUGUCCGUGACAGCAAGAGCAACAUUUUCAAGAACAUCGACAGGACUCAGUUCCGAACGCUGCGACAGGCCAUCAUAGACAUGGUGCUGGCCACAGAGAUGACCAGACACUUUGAGCACGUCAGCAAAUUUGUGAACAGUAUCAACAAGCCAAUGGCUGCCAUAGAGGAGACCAGCACGAGUAGCAUGAACAGUGACUGUGAGGGUCAGGCCAACAUCAGAAACUCUCCAGAGAACCGUCUGCUGAUAAAGAGGAUGCUGAUCAAGUGUGCAGAUGUGGCAAACCCCUGCAGACCACUCGAGCUCUGCAUCGAGUGGGCUGGACGGAUCUCUGAGGAGUACUUUGCACAGACAGAUGAGGAGAAGAGACAAGGGCUGCCAGUGGUGAUGCCCGUUUUCGACAGGAACACCUGCAGUGUCCCCAAAUCUCAGAUUUCCUUCAUAGACUACUUCAUCACUGAUAUGUUUGACGCCUGGGAUGCCUUUGCCACCCUUCCUGGCUUAAUGGAACACCUGUCAGAGAACUACAAAUACUGGAAGACCUUGGAUGAGAUGAACUGUAAGAGUCUACGUCCUCCGCCUCCUUCAUGACCGAGUCCACAUCUCCUCCUUACAUAUAUCACUCCAAGCAGGGUAGGACAGUGAACGAAGCCCUGCAGUGGAACAGUUACUCUUUUCAGCUGGGAUUUGACAGAAGUCCGUGACCUCUCAGGGGUUCCUGGAUACGGCCUGAAAAUUUUGUAAUCGGAAGAAAACAGAUACGCCGUUUCCAUCUCAAAUCACAGCCUCUUGUAUGGUUCUAGCUGGAAGUGGUACCAGUAGAGAACAGGUGGUCGCUGGAGGUUGUCUCCCUGUUGCCACUUUAUGGCCCCCUAAAGUAUAUCUUGAUAGCACCUCCAUGGUACAGUGUGGACCUCAUGGGUCACCUGACAAUCUGUACCAAACAGUGUAAUACAACAGAAACCUGCACUUUAGCUAAUCAUGACAUCUUACAUUUUGAACUCCCUUUUUGUUUACUUUGCUUUUGGAAGUUUUCUUUAAAGCGAAUCUUUUCUUUCUGUAUCGGUAUACUGCUAUAAAAGAAAUAUGGAAAGUAAGACGUGACAAUUGCCAGAGGCACUGACUGAAAACAAGAAGCUGAAGUGAUCUGGGCAUGCAUUUUAGUACAAGCGAGUGCAAAUCUCCAUACUUCCUUUUUCACAGUUCCAGCUAGUAAAAGGUGCUUAGCUGGAAUUAAUCUUUGCAUUAGCUGUGAAACAACGUAGAGACUUGUGUCUGGGACCAAAUUCCCUUCAAUCCCUGUCCAUUCUGGCCCUGUUCAGACAAAAUCUAAAAGAAAGGGCACUUCCAGGAGUACUUACCUAUGUACCAGGGUGCAGUCCUCAGAUUGCCGAUUGUAGGGCUAUUUUCGUGACAAUUGCUGGAUCCUGAGAUCAUAUAGCUGCAGAAUACCUUGUAAAAUUCCACCUGAUAACCUACUGUCAUUUCUUCUCCAUCACCAUCUUACGUGCACUGUGAAAGCAGCUAGUGAGGAUAAUGAAGAUCCUUGUCAAACCUGCAUGUCAGAACAAAUGGAGGAACAGAAUUGCACUGUAUCAGAGCUAUUUAGUUAUCAGAUGUUACACUCAUAGCUUUGUGACACUAACUGUAGACAUUUUCACUCCCCCAAAAAAAGAUUGACUUGCAAGUAUUUGAACAACAUAGUUACAGGCUUUCUAUUUGAGCCUAUGCUUGGCUAUUGAUCGGGGUACGGUGUGUCAGGUUUUGUAGUUGACAUGUUUUUAGUGAUGAAAUGAAGCCCACAUUGACCUGACAGAUGUACGAAGGAGCUGCUGAGCCAUGUUUAGAUUGUAAAAGCACUGCUGCAAAGCCAGAAUCUCUCUCUCGUUUGUGUUUUUUGCUUAAGCAUUUUUACUUAGGCUUGAAUCCUGCAACAAAAAUUCACACUGAGGACAUUCGGCCCCUUUUUUUGGUGGGAGAGCGGGGUCUUUUCAAUGAUAUGGCUUCCAUCUACAGGUGGUAGACUCUAAAUUUGUCAUGUUGUCCGUGAAUCAAAUCAAACCAACACAAAGGCCCAAUUUCAAUCUGGCACUUCCACUGUGUGGAAGAGUCUGUUAAUUAUGAAGGAGGGCAGAAAUAAAGCGGGAAAAUCUGGGAUGCCCUCACCUUUCUCAGGUGAAAACAGGAACUUCCAAUCAGCUCCUUUGGAGAUGUACACCGCUAUGAGAUGAAUGUAUUAAUAUGUCCAUCACAUAUUGGAAAAUACGCCGUGUUGUGUUUCAGUUUGAUUCAGGCAUUUUUAACAUGCUCCCAGUGGUUAUGAUGAUUUUACAUACUGCUCUCUGUUAUUAGAAUAUGUUGCAACAAAAAUAAGAACAAAUAAAUUCAGAUGCACUUUUAAAAACACGUACAAAUGUAGAAAAUUUCCACAAGAGUAUUUUUCAUACUGAGAUAGUCUUAAAACAGUCCUUCAUAUCUGUAAGUGUGUUUCCUCCAUGUAGCGAGUAAGUCAGCACCGGUGCACACUUGGUGUUUUGCAAACUCUAGAGCCCAUUCCCACCUAAGGCUUGUUGGCUUGGAACAGCACUUAAUGUGGCCUCCACAUUAAGUGCAAACAGAGUGAAAGGGUGUAGGUAGCUGGACUGGAAUUGGUUCAGGAUUACAUUUCAUCCUACUGUGAUUGAAGAUGAAAUACACAACAGCUUAAUAAAACACUACUCACUAGACUUGGAUAUUUAAGAUCACCUCUGUUAAGCUUUAAUAUCUGAAGGUGAAAACAGCACUGGAAUCCACUACUGCCAGCAGCAGAAUCUUUGAUAGACUUUCAUAAUAAAUUAUUUUACAAAUUCCAAAAAUCAAAAUGGCGAUAUCCAGAUAUCUAUAGGCUACUACUGUGGUGAUCUUAUGUAAUUACCUGUUCUUGUCUCAACUCUCCAGCUCAGCUGCUGGUCUACAUGUGCAAGUAUGUGCGUGGUAAUCCGGGAGACGCACAUCAAGCAGUAUUAACCAAAGGCACAGAGAGCUCUUUAAGGUGCCUUAUUCUUUGGUCAUCUUUACAGAAACACAAGUAUUUUUGUUGAAACAUUUCCUCCUCUAUACAAAAAAACAAAAACAAAAUAAAAAUAAAAAAAACACAAAAAGAAGAAAAGCCAUACGUGUUUUAGAUGUUUUUAAAACUAGGAUAUUUGGCCUGACGCAUCACGGUCUGUGCUACAGUUCUGAGUUAGUCAGUGUUGACGGCCCCCAACGCUUUUUCCAUGUAUUUUGUACAACUACGAGAUUUUUAACGACAGAAGCUGAACCAGGUGCAGUUGGAUCAAACGCACGUUCCUUAUUUGUUCACCUCCAUGAUGUACACGAUGUAUUCACACUGAUGUUGUUAUUAUGCUGAGGAUGAAGGUCUUAAUCAACGCCUUAAUCUUGUUACGUCUCACUGUGUAGCUCUGCUAUUGUUGCAAUACACUGUAAACUACCUAAUGUAUCUGCUGUUCAUGUAAAUACUCGGCCAAUAUUAUUUUUGCUUUGCUUUUUACAUAUUUUGCUUUCAUACCUUUUUGUUGUGGAUGUUAUGUGUUGCUGUUGAUUUCCAAAGUUCUGUUUGUUUGUUUUUUUUAGGGUGACUUGAAAAGCGGCUCCACCUCUGAAUGUUUCAUAGCUGCUAUUGUUGACUAUGAGAAGAUAUUUUUGUUAGUAUACGAUGAAGAUUUCUAUUCACACAGACAAUUUAAAUAUUUCAGAUUUAAAUGUCAGACAGCCAUGCCUUUUCCUUGAGCAGUAACAAGCAGAAUAUGAUGAGCUCAGUUACAUUCGAUUACAGCCGGUGACAUAACGCUUUGCUUUGAAUCUACUGAGCCAGAAGCAGAUUGUAUAACAGCUUGUUAUAUAAAGAGAAGCCUUCAUCACUUACAGAGAUUUCGAUUUCCCUCUCAUCAAUAAAACUGUUGGCCGUGACUGCAAGAACGUGCCAGUUCUAUCUUUUGUAUCAUUUACAACCAUGACAAUAAUUAGAAAGUGAUAAUAUAUAGAGUACGGAAAAAUAUUUUUUGAAAAACACGAGUUAUUGGCCAUGAGAACUGCAAUGUUUUCAAAGAUGUUACUGCCUCAAGCAUAGUAGUUACAAAAGCUUUACGUAAGAGCCGCCAUGUUUGUUGAAAAGGUUUAAUGUAUUUUGCUCUCUCUGGUCUUAUUUUGAUGUUUUCUGUCAAACACAAAGUUGUAUUGUGAGAGACAAUUAAAAAGUUCUUUCAAUAUAAAGUUGUUACGUUAUUGGCACAAAGAUGUUUUACAGGAAUCCUUUCAAGCUGAAAUGUUUGCCUUCUUCCCAAGAGUUGGAGGACAAAAUCUAAACGACACAUCUUUACAAAAUAAAAGGUUUCACUUACCAGCAUCCUGAAAGCUAACUGAAUAAGUUAUGUGUGUUUUGUUUUAAGGUAUUUACUAAUGUUUUUUUUUUCAAAUUGUUGGAAAAGAUUCCAAAAUUAACUAAAACUGUCCACCAUCUCCGAUCUGUGAGACAUCAAUUGACAUAAACUACAGCUGGGAUGUAUUUUCAUAAUAUAAUAUAAUGUUGUACAAAACAUGUUGUUGUGAUCAGGAUGCAGUGCAUCAAGUCCUUUAGUUGACGUGUUGAUUAAAUAAAGCCCACAUUGGGCUGACAAAGGUGUGAAGGAGCUGCAGAGCCAGCAUCUCUCUCGUUCGUGGUUUUUGAUUAAGCAGUUUUACUUAGGCUUGAUACCUGCAACCUAAAUUCACGCUGAAGACAUUUGGCCUCUUUUUUCCAGUGGGGGGGGAUUUCUAUGUUUUGACUUCCAUCUAGUGGUGUUCUACAGGUGGUACACACUGUUAUGCUACAGUUCUGAGUCGGUGAUGAUGCUCCCAAGACUUUUUCCUAUGUUUUGUACAACUACUAGAUUUUUAAUGCCAAUAUUAUUUUUGCUUUAGCUUUUUACAUAUUUUGCUUUCAUACAUUUUUGUUGUGGAUGUUAUGUGCUGCUACUGUUUUUUUUAAGGUGACUUGAAAAGCAGUUCCACCUCUGAAUGUUUCAUAGCUGCUAUCACUGACUAUGACAAGAUAUUUUUGCUAGAAUACGAUGAAUAUUUCUAUUCACACAGACAAUUUAAAUAUUUCAGAUUCAAAUGUCAGACAGUCAUGUCUUUUCCAUGAGCAGUAACAAGCAGAAUAUGAUGAGCUCAGUUACAUUUGAUUACAGCAGGUGACAAUACUUUGCUUUGAAUCUACUGAGCCAGAAGCAGAAAGCAAGUACAGUAACAGCUUGUUAUAUUUUAAGAAAAUCCUUCAUCACUUGCAAAUUUCCCUCUCAACAAUAAAACUGAUAUCCAUCAGUCCAUCAGUGCAAUAAGUGCCAAUUCUGUUUUUUAUAUCAUUUACAGUCCAUCUGGAAAGUAAUAACAGCAUCUUAAUCUGUUCCACAUGAAACAGCCAUAUUCCAACAUGGAUUAAAUUAAUUUUCAUACAUAAUUUAACACACAACACCCCAUAAUGACAAAUGAAAAAAAAAUUUGCUUAAAAGUCUUGCGAACUUAUUAGAAAGUUAUAACAUGCAGUUAAGUAUUCACAGCCUUUGCUCAGUUCUUUGUUGAAGCGCCUUUGACAGAAUUACACCCACAAGUAUUUCUGAGUGUGACCCUACAGGUUUGGCACACCUUUUUGGGGGAAGUUUCUGUCAUUCUUUUUUCUUCUUUGCAGCACCAUCAUGCUCCAUCAUGUUGGAUGGGAGCGUUGGUGCACAGAUAUUUUCAGAUCCAUCCAGAGAUGUUUGGGUUCCGGUCUGGACUCUGGUUGGGCAACUAAAAGACAUGAUGCUCCCGACAUGACGCUUGGCAUUCAGGCCAAAGACUGUGAUCUUUGUUUCAUCAGACCGGAGAAUUUUGUUACUCAUCUGAUAAAAAGGAAGGACUCCCAUCUGAGAGCACUUCAGGUACCUUUUGGCAAACUCCAGCUGAACUAUCAUGUGCCUUUUACUAAGCAGUCACUUCCAUCUGGUCACUCUAUCAUACAGGCCUGAUGGGUAGAGUGCAGCAGAAAUGCUUGUCCUUCUGGAAAGUUCUCCUCUCCAUAGAGCAACGCUGGAGUCCUGUCAGUGACCAUUGGGUCGUUGGUCAACUCCCUGACUAUUGCUGAGACUGGCCAGGCAGCCAACUCUUGGAAUAGUUCUGGUGGUUCCAAAUAUCUUCCGCUCAUGGUUGAUGGAGGCCACUGAGCUCACUGUGACCUUUAAUGCUGCAGAAAUGUUUCUUUUUCCCCCAAUCUGUUCAUCGAUACCAGUUUCAGAGGUCUACAGACAAUUCCUUGGACUUCAUGGCUUGGUUUGUGCUGUGACAUGCACUGUCAGCUAUGUCCAAUUGGCUGAAUUUACCACAGGUGGACUUCAAAUUAAGUUAGAGAAACAGACAGAUGACAGAUAUCGUGGAAACACGAUACACCUGAACUUGGUUUUAAGUAUCAUGGCAAAGGCCAUAAAUACUUAUGUAAAUCUUAUAUUUUCAUUUUUUAGUUUCCAUAGAUUCACAAGAAUUUCAACUCUUUUCACUCAUUAUGGGGUAUUAUGUGUGGAAUUUUGAAGUAAAAAUUAAUUUAAUCCAUUCUGGAAUAAGGCUGUAACAGGAAAAACAUGUGGAACCAGUUCUGCAAAUACUUUCCAGACACACUGGAAUAAUCAUGGCAAUAAUUAAAAAGUGAUAAUGUAUAGUGUGGAAAAUAUUUUUGAAAAAUACAAGCAUUAUUGAAUGAUGCCACUGCUAAAGCACAGUCAUUCUCAUAACUCUCAAAAACACAAAGAAGCAUAUCGUCAAACUACAUUAAAAAACCAAACAAACACACAAAAAAAGCAACAACAGUGCAAAUGAUUACAUGUAUAAGCUGCUGAACCU